Molecule: messenger RNA, 6080 nt
Organism: Pectinophora gossypiella (pink bollworm)
Lineage: Eukaryota; Metazoa; Arthropoda; Insecta; Lepidoptera; Gelechiidae
Gene: aPKC
Product: atypical protein kinase C
Exons: 13
Coding region: 314-2380 (688 amino acids)
Biological process (GO): protein phosphorylation; establishment or maintenance of cell polarity
Molecular function (GO): ATP binding; protein serine/threonine kinase activity; protein binding
Source: RefSeq, a predicted model, not a curated record
GCGCCGAAGCAGUGCCGUUGUGAAAACCCGACGGUGCGCGCGCGUCGCUUCGAGCGAACGCGGUCCCGCGUUUGUCUCUAACGCGCAAAUCCGCGUUUCGAAAUGUGAAAUGUCGUGUUUGUGCAGUGAAAUGCAACCGUGCUUACUACCGAGGUGGUUAUAUGUUUUCAUGCAGUUUUGCCCGUGAUGUUUUUGUUUUGUUUACAACCCGUGUUGGGACGCUGGCCCACAUACGACGUGCGGAUUUCGAAAUGAUUGCUUUAAAUGUUAUUGCCAGGCAUCGACCGUAGUGAGAUGAGAAAGGAAUGCAGUGAUGGAAUAUUUAACAAGUGCCAGUGCAUUAAAAACAGUGAAAAUGUUGGUGCUCUCAAAUAUAUUUCGUGCGAGUCAUCCGCAGAAACAUAUGGAAAUAAAUUCCGUAUCGCCAGAGCAAAACGCGACACAAAAGAAACUCGCCACUCAAAGUUCGUUACGGAUAAAACAAAGGACGAAAACACACGAUAAUAUUAGCGUAACGCGUGAUAUGGAUGACGCGACAAAAAUUAUGAGAAGGGAGAAAUGCCUUUCUAAUAGCGUUGACGCUAUAGUCGAUACCAAAAGUAAAGUGAUAUGCAGUGCCAAAGGUUUGUUAGAAACAAAUUUAGACGACUUAUUCAAUGAUGAUCCAAUGUAUGACAGUUGGAAUCAUGAGUCUAAGAGUUUAGGUGCAAGUGAACCAGUGUUAAGUUUUAAGCAGGAAGUGGAGACUAGUGAUAAGCGUGGAUCUCUCAUGUCAGAGGAUGACAGUGAUGAAGAUACAGCUACAGAUAGUGAUUGCUUGGAUGAAGUGGUUCGGGAACAGAGGAAGUGCAUGGGUGCUCGACGGUUUGGACAUAUGCUGAGGAGGGUUAUCUCUAGAAAUGUGUUUCCCAAUGUCCCCGCGGCGCCUGGGAUGCCCUGUGCGGGGGAGGACCGAAGCAUAUACAGACGAGGUGCUAGGCGGUGGCGAAAGCUAUAUCGCGUCAAUGGACACAUCUUCCAAGCCAAACGGUUUAAUAGACGUGCAUUCUGUGCCUUCUGCCAAGACCGCAUCUGGGGCCUCGGGCGGCAGGGCUUCAAAUGUAUCCAGUGCAAGUUGUUGGUGCACAAGAAGUGUCACAAGCUGGUGCAGAAGCCGUGCUCCAGUGAGCACGUCGACCCCAUCGACCCUGUCAAGGAUGACGCCAACGGGGAAAGUACGCUCGGCAGGGCUGCUUCUGUUCGGUCAAGAGCGGAUCCCUCACCGCCGCUGCCGGAGACUCCGCCCGCGCCGGUGGUGCCGCGUACGGAGGACCUGGAGCCAGGCUCGCAGCGCCAGUACUCGCUCGACGACUUCGAGCUCAUCAGGGUCAUCGGCAGAGGCUCUUAUGCUAAGGUGCUGAUGGUAGAACUUAAGAGAACGAAACGCGUGUACGCAAUGAAGGUGAUUAAGAAGGCCUUGGUGACUGAUGACGAGGAUAUCGACUGGGUGCAGACGGAGAAGCACGUGUUCGAGACGGCGUCCAACCACCCGUUCCUGGUGGGGUUGCACUCCUGCUUCCAGACUCCCAGCCGCUUGUUCUUCGUCAUCGAGUUUGUACGCGGCGGAGACCUCAUGUUCCACAUGCAGCGCCAGCGCCGCCUGCCGGAGGAGCAUGCGCGGUUCUACGCAGCAGAGAUCUCGCUCGCGCUACACUUCCUGCAUGAGAGGGGCGUCAUCUACCGGGACUUGAAGCUGGACAAUGUGCUGCUAGACCACGAGGGACACAUCAAGCUCACUGACUACGGCAUGUGCAAGGAGGGAGUUCGCCCAGGAGACACGACAUCAACCUUCUGCGGGACCCCCAACUAUAUCGCCCCUGAGAUCCUCAGAGGCGAGGAGUAUGGGUUCUCAGUGGACUGGUGGGCGCUGGGUGUACUCACCUACGAGAUGCUGGCGGGACGCUCGCCCUUCGACAUCGCGCACGCGGCAGACAACCCUGAUCAGAACACUGAGGACUAUCUCUUCCAGGUGAUCCUUGAGAAGACGAUCCGUAUCCCUCGCUCGCUGUCAGUGAAGGCGGCGUCGGUGCUAAAAGGGUUCCUGAACAAGAACCCCGUGGAGCGGCUCGGCUGCGGAGAGCACGGCUUCCUCGACAUCGUCAACCAUCCCUUCUUCAAGAGCAUUGAGUGGGAAGCGUUGGAACAGAAGCAAGUGCUGCCGCCGUUCAAGCCGCGGCUGGAGGGUGAGCGCGACCUCGCCAACUUCCCGCCGGAGUUCACCGAUGAACCUGUACAUCUCACGCCUGAUAACGACACGGUGAUCGCCGACAUCGACCAAUCCGAGUUCGAAGGCUUCGAGUACGUAAACCCGCUCCUGAUGUCGCUGGAGGACUGCGUGUGACACCACGCCUGUCUGCUGCAUCCCAACUACGAUCCCACGCAGGCAUACACGUACGGCGCGGAGUCUUCGUCGUCAGACUAUGACUCCGUGUGUUCGGAGCUGCCGCCGCGUAAGCCGACCCUACUGCAACACAUGUUCUGCCUACCCCUCAACUGACACAAGAAGAACUAAUCCCCUUCUCAACACGGCUUAUGAUCCGUUGCUUAUAAACUUCAAUUGAGAAUGAGGAUUACAAUCUCAAUAAUAAAAUAAACCUAUUUGUAAAUAAUGUUUACAUCACAACUUUCGCGCGCAAAACUGCGUUCAGAAAUGUACGUACAUUUUACUUUUUAAUAUUCGAAUUUUAGGUUCUUUAUGAUCCCAAUUUUAAAGAAAAUGAUCUAAUUUGGGGGCCUAAAUAAUUGAUAUUGUAGCUAAUAAAAAAAUAGCUAACAAGAUUUACUUUUAAAUUGUUACAUAAAGCAACGAAUCAAAAGCCCUAUAAUAAAUUUAUCUACAAUUUUAGAAAAUUUCUCUAAUUCAUGUAAUUAUACAGAAGGCAUGGAUGGGAACUAAAUUGUACUAUUAUACAAUAUCAGUAACAAAUCAUCACAUUUCUACACAUUUUAUUCGUAAAAAUAACUUUUCACAUAUUUCCAAAUCGAUAUUCCUUGAUGAGAAGUUAUCUUGUAAACGCAAACGGAAAGGCGCUAUAAUAUGCUACUCUAUUCACACUUAUACAAAUAAGUGAGUAGAGCAACUGAUAAAAAUACGUGCUAUUUUAGGCGGGAAUAAAAAUUAUAUUACCCUUAAUUAUAUUGUGGCAAAGAAAACAAAAUAGAAUGCCAAACUGGUGAAAAUAAUUACUGUUUUUUUUUUUAAUUCUUUCUAUAUGUAUCUUUUAUUACGCUCACCUCCAUUAUAAUUCACACAUACAGUUGGUUAAACAAUUUUAAAUAAUUAUUUGUUAUUCAGUUUAGCUCCAUUAUACGUCAAUGUUACCCAAUAUUUCAGUAUUAUUGAAACAUGGAAUUGAUUGCAGUUUACGCUAAGUACAAAGAUUACAAAUUUAAUGCUCGAAUCACUUAAAGUUAGACAUGAAUUUAGGACGUAUGUACACGAGGUGUGGUCCUGAAUCGCGUGUAAAAACAUAAAACACCAUUGUGUAAAUGGCCGUUGAAUAGAAAGCUUGAGAAAGUAGGUAGUUAGGAUGCAGCAAAAUUGGAUGUCACACAUUCUCCUAUAAUACCUAAUCUUAGAGUCACUUCAUUCGUCCCAAAUUAGGGAUAUAAAUGCUUCUUAUGUAAAUAAAUAAAUGAAAGUAAUCAUUAUAUACGAGAAAUUAUAUAAGACUUAAUAUUUUUGAAACUAUUGUAGUGUCUAUCUAUCCUUUCUGAGAGGAAGGCUCUAUUGUAAUGUCGAGAUUUAGAACGUGUAAGGCGAGUGUGGCCACACCGCGGCACGGAACUCCCGACGCUGGUGUGGCCAGCUUGCACGAAAUGUGUGUAUGACUAUCAUUAUUAUGUUUUCGAGCAAUAAAUUAUUGUAGUAUCUAUACGUGGAGACAGGUAAACUGCUCAAGGAAAGGCACGUAAGGAAUUAAAAGUAGUGAAAAAAAAUACCGGCCCACGGGCCGAUGGAGCGUAUUUAUAGCCCUUAUCCAAAAUUAGUGUAUUCCCUAGAAGCCUAGACGUAAGCUAGUUUUGUAGCUACAAUUUUUUGACAAGGAUCUAAGCGUGGGUAUGCCAAUGUUCGGUACGUCUACUUCGUAUUAUAUCUUUGUGUGUACAUUUCCUAUGGUGCAUGUUAUAUUUAUUGCCAAAUUCUACUUCCUUUGAACUUGUGUACGCCACGCUUUGUCCUUGAACUCUAUUGUAAUGCGCUCAGAGGUAAGGGGAGGGGCCUGUGAAGGUCGUGAUGUUGUUUUUUUCACAACGCGGUGCCCAGUGCCCAGGCAACUCUGUUUCCCAUUGAGCGUAUAUAUAUAUUCCACUCCCUAUGUAGAUCCUGUUGUCCUUCAUAGCUAAACACCACUCGUUUAGGUAGCCAACGAAUUUUAUAAAAAAGUAUAAUAUUGAGCACUGAAACAAAUUUAAAAUCGUGUACAUUAUAAACAAAUAACUCGUAAAUACAUUGGUUAUAAAAUAUUAUUAAAAAAAUAUUGUUAAUGUAGAAAGAAAGACUUAUUAUAUAAAAGAAAAUAUUAUCGUAAUCGGUGGCGGUGCGCACGCGCCGACUGAGCUCAAGUGUCCACAAACUAUUCUAAAUAGUGUGUAGUACCUAUCUAUUAGACAUUUUGCACCGAUAUUAAAGAGAUGACACAAGCGUCGGGUCCCCGCUCGCUCUUCCGCGACCAUUUUACUGUCUACUUAAAUGUAUCUUUUUAUUGAUAUAUAAAUAAAUACUCUUUAUUGUAACUGGAUUAUUCUUUCUUUCGCCAGUGUUGUUACGAAAUAUCUGUACAUUAUUAUAUGGUAUCCAUCUUGAAUGUAACAAUUAUUGAUUUUGUAUAAGUAACCAUUAUGUAAAGAAACAAGUCAAUCCAGUGUCGGUGAGUGCAUAUAUCUAUGUAAGCUGUCGUUGUCGUUGUUCUAUGUAUUUUAUGACUGUGUUGCCAACGUGCGUUAUAUGAAAAUGAGGCACUUUCCAAUCGGCGUUCCCCAAAAACACGAUAGAUGGCGUUGAUAAGUUGUUUCUUCGUUAAACUUCAACAUACAUACAUACAUAAACUCACGCCCGUUAUCCCUAAUGGGGUGGGAUGGGGUGGGUAAACUUCAAUUUCAUGGAUAACAGACAUAUGCAUCUUUUAUCUUUGUUUUUAGGUAUAAAUGCUGACCCUUUUACACCAAGGUACAAUUACAACUUCCACCCAUAAUUAUUCUGUUCAAAAUAAAGAGAAGAAAUAUAAGUAGCAACAUCAUUCUAUACAUGUCAUCCAAAUAUCACAACAAUUAGUUUUAUAUACGCUUCUGCCAUUACAUCACAUUUUUAAACAAUUAUGUACCCCAGCUAUGAGAAAAUAUGUACUUAUUACGUUAAAAGCGAACAACGCCAUCUAUCGUGUGUUUGGAAAACGUCGACUGGAAAGUUCCUCAAUAAAUUUUGUUGUCGCGCCGUCGCGCUCGAAGCCUGCGUGUAGAUUUUGUAUGUUAAUUUUAAAAUUAAGUAUUUAAUUUUAGCAGUAUUUUAUAUUAACGCUUUAGCUGUAAUUAGUUAACAUUCCACUGUAUUCUGCGUUGUUACUUUGACGUUUUACAUGUUCGAAUACAAGCGGUAUCAAAGUUGCAACUUGUAGUGUUUUCGUUCGGAUAUUACAUUUUCAUUCAUUAUUAUUGUAAUGCACGUAUCAAACGUUAAGUUUGAAUAUAUAUGUUUUAUUACCAAAAACAUAAUUGUAAUGUAAAAUCAUACUAACUGCAUGACAAAUGACAUUUAACAAUUAUGAUUAAUUGUAAGAGGAAUUGUUAAACGAAUAAGGUGUUAACGCUUAGAACAAAAAUGUAUCUUAGUUUAAGUAUUUUUUUUUAGUUUUACGAGAGAUUCCGGCUAUGGAGAGCGUUCGCUUAUUUUAAUUGGUUUACACAUUAUGUAUGGAACACCGUUACUUAACCUUCAGUGAGGCUUGGUGCGUUGCGUGAUGACGUCAUGUCAAAUUAGACUGGAGGACUUGAGAUACUGUACUAUUCUAUGCUUAAUUGAAAAUAAAGAAAGAUUAAUCUGA